GGCCGGAUGGAAUCUUUAGGCCAUAAAUACAUAUCUGAACUAGUUGGGAGAUCAUUCUUUCAGCAACAGCAUGCUAGAGGUCUUGGCUGCUAUUUCACACUGCAUGACCUUAUCCAUGAUCUUGCUAAGUCACUUGUAAGGGAUCAAAGUCAGCAACAGGAACUCCAGGAUCUACCAAACAUAACCAGCCCAAGGCUAGAUAUCAUUAGAAGCCAAUAUGAUAGGCACUUUUCAGCCUUCCUCUCAGCCAAAGCACUAGAGACGCCUAUAAUAGUACAAUCAAGCAGAGGACAGAAUCAAGAAUCACUAAGGUCAGUGUUGUUAUGCUUAGAUGGUGGAAAUGAUGAUUUCCUACAAGUACACUCCGGUGGUUAUUCUGUUGUGGUGCACUUUGAAAGGGAUUUCUUCAUGAACCCUCAUGUGCGAUUUCUACGAGUGUUGGAACUUGGCAGCUGCAGACUAUCUGAACUACCCCACACUAUUGGUAACAUGAAGCAACUAAGAUACCUAGGUCUUUCUUGUACAGAUAUUGUACGAUUACCUCAGGCAGUAUGUAGCCUCUUCAAUCUGCAAACACUUGACUUGAGAUGCUGCAGAUUCCUAGUUGAGCUUCCCAAAGAUAUAGGAAAAUUACAGAAUUUACGACAUCUUGAUUAUAAUAUAUUAGGCAAAAAUGAUUCUGCAAUACCGAUUUGCAAGUUCAAAAGUAUACCCGAGGGCAUAGGCAAGUUGACUAAACUGCAAACACUGCCAGUCUUCAUUGUGCACUUCAAUGGCCAGACAGCAGGAGUGGCAGAACUUAAAAACCUGAACAAUCUGCAAGGGCCACUAAGGAUUUCAUCCCUAGAACACAUCACUUGGGAACGCACUUGUGAAGCAAGAGUUGCUGAUCUGAUAACAAAGGUGCACAUUAGACGUUUGUGCUUGCAGUGGAACAGCCACAUCCGCUAUGGGGAUAACCCUAAAUCACAAGUGAGAUCCUCGCAAGAAAUUGACUUGGAAGUACUUGACAGCCUUGAGCCUCAUAACAGAAUUCAGUGGAUUGAAAUUGAGAAGUACAUGGGUUGCAGUUAUCCCAAGUGGGUUGGACAUCCUUCCUUUCAACAGCUAGAGACUGUAAUCAUCCGUGACUUUUCAUCUGAUUCUCUUCCACCAUUAGGACAACUUCCAUACCUCAGGCAUCUUGAGGUCAGGGAGAUGAGUUGGGUACGAACUAUUGGAAGUGAAUUCUAUGGCGAGGAGGUAGCACUGCAACGAUUCCCAGCUCUUCAGACGUUGUUGUUUGAUGAGAUGACUGUGUGGAAUGACUGGCUGCAUGACGAAGGCCAACAUGGUUUCCCUUGCCUCCAGGAGCUUACCAUCUCCAAUUGUCUCUGCUUGAAAUCUCUGUCAUUAUACAAUAUGGCAGCUUUGAAGAGGCUUACUGUCAAGGGUUGCCACGAUCUUGUGGUAAUAAAAGGCCUAGAAGAAUGUUGGGUGUCAACAAAACAUAGUCAAAACAACUAUACAGAUACUCCAGGUUAUAGUAGAUUUGUGGAUGGCAAUGGACCAAAAAUCCCCAAUUCAACUCUACCAGCAAGACUUGAGGUCAUACGGAUUUCCGAUUGCACAUCACUCCCAAAUUCAAGCCUUCAACAAGCAAUAGAAAUUACGAGGAUUUUCCGACGAAGGUCAAACUCAGACAUAUUCUAUUCUGAACAGAAAGAAGUUGACGAGGGUGCUGUUCUGAUCAUAUAGUGCUCCAUGCCAAAGGGUAUUGCCCUACUCACCUCAUCAGAUAUUUAGAGGAAGAUGAAAGGCAAUUUCUUGGUUUUAAUCAGCAAAUAACUCACGUGAAAAUAUAAUGCAUUCACAUGCUUCUACUAUCCUCUUGACAAUUAAGAAAGAUAUAGAUCUACAACAUUACAUUUGAAAACUUAUUUGCACUCUUUUCUGCUUACGGUGAAGACCAAAUAGAACGGAUGAUAUCAUAUGUUGACACCAAGCAAUAUCAUGUAACUAUACAUUGUCACACCACACUUGUUAUUUUUCUGCUACAUUGUUUAAUUAGUAUGUCAAUUCAUCUCUGUUAGA
Molecule: messenger RNA, 2073 nt
Organism: Oryza brachyantha (malo sina)
Lineage: Eukaryota; Viridiplantae; Streptophyta; Magnoliopsida; Poales; Poaceae
Product: putative disease resistance protein At3g14460
Exons: 2
Coding region: 7-1737 (576 amino acids)
Molecular function (GO): protein binding
Source: RefSeq, a predicted model, not a curated record